AUGACAUUAGCUGAUCGUUUUUCAACAAUAGAAGAACAUUUAGCAAGCGAUGAUAAUGAAUUAAAUAAACUAGAUAUUACUAAUCCAGUUGAUCGUACUCGCUUGAUUAAACAAGCUCGUCUUUUAGAUGAUAAAACAAAUCAAUCAUUGACAUUAAAACGACGAUCAGCUAGUUCAGUUUCAGUUGUUUAUCCAUACGCUGAACAAACAAGUAAUCUAAUGGAACGAGAAGAAAAAAUCAUUGCUGUUGAUGAUAAUGGAAAAAUUCAAACUAAACUUGCAUCAUCAUCAUCAUCACCGCUUGCUUAUCAAGGUGUAUUGAGAAAAACUCCAUCGACAUCAGUUCAUGGAAUGCGAACAAUAAAAUCUCUUUCUGUUGUUCUCGGUACUGAUCGUCUUAAACGACUUGAUUCUUCGACAUCAUUAUUUCAACGACAAACAUCAUUUAUAAUUGUACCUGUUCAAACAUUGGGUAGUAAACGAUUCAAACUUGGCGCUACAACAUCAUUUCUAACUCAUUCACUUGCUAAUCAUGGUCUAAUUGAAUAA
This is a messenger RNA of Rotaria sp. Silwood1, 549 nucleotides long. The record is from the annotation of a GenBank genome assembly. NCBI's taxonomy places the organism in Eukaryota, Metazoa, Rotifera, Eurotatoria, Philodinida, Philodinidae.